AUGACGAUAAUGGUACUUGUCACGGUGACGAUCACAAUAACGGUAAUGGUGAUGAUAAUGGUAACGGUGACAGUAAUGGUAACGCGGAUAGUGACGGUAACAGUAAUAGUGAGGAUAACAGUAACGAGUAACGGCCACUGUAACGGUAACGGUAAUGAUAACGGUGAUGAUGACGGUGACGGUAACGGUGAUAGAAACUAUUCUAAUAACGAUGACUUAAACGACGAUGGUAAUGGUGACGGUGGCGGUAAUGGUGAUGGUGAUGGUGAUGGUAACAAUGACGGUGAUGCUAACGGUAACGGUGAUGGUCACAGUAACGGUGACAAUAACGGUAACAGUAAGAGUUACGAUUGCGGUAAUGGUCACAGUCACAGUAACGAUAUUGGUAACAAUCACGGUAACAGUGACGGUAACAGUAAUGGUAAUGUUAAAGAUAAUGUGACGGUAACAGUGACGAAAACGAUGAUGGUAUCAAUGACGGUGACGAUAAUGAUGAAGGUGACGGUGACGCGUGGUGACAAUAACAGUAAAGAUGAUGAUGACGAUAACGGUAACAAUGACAGUAACGGUGACAGUGACGGUAGCGGUAACGAUCACGAUCACGAUGACGGUAACGAUAAUGAUAACGAUAAUAGAAAGAGUAAUGGUAAUAGUAACGGUAACGGUGGCGAUAACGAUAACGGUAUCAAUGACGAUAACCCUGACGGUAACGGUGACAGUGAUGGUAACAAUGACGGUGAUAGUGAUGGUAAUAGUGACGAUAACAGUAAUGGUAACGGUGAUGGUAGCUGUAACGUUAACAGUAACGGUGACGGUAGCUGUAAUGGUGACAGUAACGGUUAUGGUGACGGUAACGGUAAGGGUAACGGUGAUAUUAACGGUAUCGCGGAUGGUGAUAGUAAUGAUAAUGGUGAUAGUAGCCGUAAUGGUGACUUUGACGUUAAUAGUGAUGUUAACGAUAAUAGUGACAGUAAUGGUCAUGAUGACGUUAACAGUGACGGUAAUGGUAACGAUGAUGGUAACUUUGACAGUAAUGAUAACAGCAACAGUAAUAGUGACAUUAAUGGUCACAAUGACGGUAAUGGUGACGAUGAUGGUAACGGUAAUGGUGACAGUAAUGGUCACGAUGACAGUAACAUUGAUGACAAUAAUAGUCACGAUGACAGUAACGGUAGCGGUAAUAAUAAUGGUCAUGAUGAUGGUAACAGUGAUAGUAAUAGUGACGGAAAUGAUAAUGGUGACGGUAGUGGUCCCGAUGACGGUAAUGGUGAUGAUGAGUGUAACGAUAACGAUGAUGGUGACGGUAACGGUGAUGGUAAUGGUCACGAAAGUGGUGAUGGUAACAAUGAUGGUAACAGUAAUAGUGAUGAUUAUGGUAAAGACGACGAUAACACUGUUGGUAACGGUGAUAGUAAUGGUGAUGGUAGCAGUGACGGUAACGGUGACAGUAACUGUGAUAGUAAUGGUUACGACAACAGUGACGGUAACGAUGACGAUAAUAGUGAUGAUAAUGGUAACUGUCAUGAUAACGAUCACUUUAAUGGUUAUGCUUAUGGUAACGACAAUGGUAACAAUGACGGUGACGGUGACAGUAACGGUAAUGGUAAUGGUAAGGGUGAGGGUGAUAGUAAUGAUAACGGUGAUGGUAACGAUGAUGGCAAUGGUGACAGUAACAGUGAUGGUAACGUAACGUUAAAUGAUCACUGUAACAAUAACGAAAAUGGUAAUGGUAAUGGUGACGGUAACGAUGAUGGUGACGGUAAUGAUGACGAUAACGAUUACGGUAAUGAUUAUAGUAACUAUUACAGUGAUAGUAAGGGUAACGGUAACGGUGAAGGUGAUAGUAACAUUACGGUAACGAUCAUGGUCACUGUAACGCUCACAGUAAAGGUGACGGUAAUGGUUACGGUCACGGAAACGGUAAUGGUGCUGGUAACAGUAUCAAUAAUAGUAACGAUAACGAAAAUGGUGACUGUAACAGUAAUAGUAACGGUGACGGUCACGGCAACGGUGACGGUGACAGUAACAAUAACAGUCACACCUUAG
Molecule: messenger RNA, 2046 nt
Organism: Vitis riparia (riverbank grape)
Lineage: Eukaryota; Viridiplantae; Streptophyta; Magnoliopsida; Vitales; Vitaceae
Exons: 4
Coding region: 1-2046 (681 amino acids)
Source: RefSeq, a predicted model, not a curated record